Messenger RNA from Pongo pygmaeus (Bornean orangutan), 1690 nucleotides. RefSeq names its product endoplasmic reticulum protein 27 (gene ERP27). The record is from RefSeq and is a predicted model, not a curated record. NCBI's taxonomy places the organism in Eukaryota, Metazoa, Chordata, Mammalia, Primates, Hominidae. Gene Ontology annotation, biological process: response to endoplasmic reticulum stress; protein folding. Bases 237 to 1058 code for a protein of 273 amino acids. The transcript has 7 exons. Gene Ontology annotation, cellular component: endoplasmic reticulum.
AAUAUUUACAUUUUUUAUUUAAAUAAAUUCACCUGACUUUCUUCUGGUUGGUUAUGUUCUGAGUCCCUAUUACUAACCUUGGUCUUUUAUCUCAGAAGUUGAAGGCUCCCCUGGAGCCAGCUGCAAAGUUCCCAAAGCGCUAACAACCCCACAGCCAAUCAGCUACAGAGUGGGCUGCCCUGAGUUGGCCUCCCAAACACAAAGUCCAGGGUUGGAGCAGGAGCAGGAGAGGGACAAUGGAAGCUGCCCCGUCCAGGUUCAUGUUCCUCCUAUUUCUCCUCACGUGUGAGCUGGCUGCAGAAGUUGCUGCAGAAGUUGAGAAAUCCUCAGAUGGUCCUGGUGCUGCCCAGGAACCCACGUGGCUCGCAGAUGUCCCAGCUGCCAUGGAAUUCAUUGCUGCCACUGAGGUGGCUGUCAUAGGCUUCUUCCAGGAUUUAGAAAUACCAGCAGUGCCCAUACUCCAUAGCAUGGUGCAAAAAUUCCCAGGCGUGUCAUUUGGGAUCAGCACUGAUUCUGAGGUUCUGACACACUACAACAUCACUGGGAACACCAUCUGCCUCUUUCGCCUGGUAGACAAUGAACAACUGAAUUUAGAGGACGAAGACAUUGAAAGCAUUGAUGCCACCAAAUUGAGCCGUUUCAUUGAGAUCAACAGCCUCCACAUGGUGACAGAGUACAACCCUGUGACUGUGAUUGGGCUAUUCAACAGUGUAAUUCAGAUUCAUCUCCUCCUGAUAAUGAACAAGGCCUCCCCAGAGUAUGAAGAGAACAUGCACAGAUACCAGAAGGCAGCCAAGCUCUUCCAGGGGAAGAUUCUCUUUAUUCUGGUGGACAGUGGUAUGAAAGAAAAUGGGAAGGUGAUAUCAUUUUUCAAACUAAAGGAGUCUCAACUGCCAGCUUUGGCAAUUUACCGGACUCUAGAUGAUGAGUGGGAUACACUACCCACAGCAGAAGUUUCCGUAGAGCAUGUGCAAAACUUUUGUGAUGGAUUCCUAAGUGGAAAAUUGUUGAAAGAAAAUCGUGAAUCAGAAGGACAGACUCCAAAGGUGGAACUCUGACUUCUCCUUGGAACUGCAUAUGACCAAGUAUCUACUUUAUGCAAAGUAAAAAGGCACAACUCAAAUCUCAGAGACACUAAACAACAGGAUCACCAGGCCUGACAACCACACACACACGCACGCACGCACACACACACACACAGAGCUUCAUUUCCUUUCUUAAAAUCUCAUUUUCUCUUCUUCCUUAUUUUAAAUGUCAUAUCCUCACUCCCUACCCAAUUUCCUUCUUAUUGUGCAUUCAUACUCUGUAAGCCCAUCUAUAACACACCUAGAUCAAGGCUUUAAGGGACUCACUGUGAUGCCUCUAUGAAAGAGAGGCAUUCCCAGAGAAAGAUUGUUCCAAUUUGUCAUUUAAUAUCAAGUUUGUAUACUGCACAUGACUUACACACAACAUAGUUCCUGCUCUUUUAAGGUUACCUAAGGGUUGAAAAUCUACCUUCUUUCAUAAGCACAUGUCCAUCUCUGACUCAGGAUCAAAAACCAAAGGAUGGUUUUAAACACUUUUCUGAAAUUGUCUUUUUGCCAGAAGUUAAAGGCUGUCUCCAAGUCCCUGAACUCAGCAGAAAUAGACCAUGUGAAAACUCCAUGCUUGGUUAGCAUCUCCAACUCCCUAUGUAAAUAAACAACCUGCA